Molecule: messenger RNA, 1761 nt
Organism: Impatiens glandulifera
Lineage: Eukaryota; Viridiplantae; Streptophyta; Magnoliopsida; Ericales; Balsaminaceae
Product: replication stress response regulator SDE2
Exons: 4
Coding region: 51-1508 (485 amino acids)
Cellular component (GO): nucleus
Molecular function (GO): protein binding
Source: RefSeq, a predicted model, not a curated record
UUCUUCUUCAUUCUCUCAUCUGAUUCAAUCGACUAUUUCAAACUUCAACAAUGGCGGAUCUAAGUUACAAUUUGUUCGCCAGAUUGUUAGACGGAACCACAAGGAAUCUACUAAUUUCAUCUCCAUCAGUUGCAAUUCACGACAUCAAGAAUCGUAUUCAAGAAAUCUCCGGCAUCCCAAUCCAUAAUCAACGCCUUGUAUCCGGUGGUCUACAUCUCGAUGAUGAUUCCGUUUUGGAAGCGUACGAAGAUUCCAAUGAUUACCCAACUUUGCACCUCGUUCUUCGUCUUCCGGGAGGUAAGGGAGGUUUCGGAUCUCUUCUUCGUGGUGCUGCUACUAAGGCAGGACAGAAGAAGACGAGCAAUUUCGAUGCUUGUCGAGAUAUGAGUGGAAGGAGGCUACGACAUGUGAACGCGGAGAAGAAGUUGGAGGAAUGGAAGGCUGAUGCGGAGCAGAGGAAGCUAGAGAAGGUUGCGGAAGAUUAUAUUAAGAAGAAUACGAAAGCGGCGAAGAAGGGGGGAGGAUCAGGGGGGACGGAUAAGUAUGUGGAGAAAUAUCGUCAGGAUUCUGCGAAGUGUAUGGAGAAGGUUGAGAAAUCGGUUAGAGAAUCGCUUUUAAGUUCUAAAAGGAAGAUUGGUGGGGAUAAGAUCAGCAAAUCGGAUGCUAAAAGGGUGAAGAUAUGGAUGGGUAAGAGGAAAAUGGGAGAUAGUGAGAGUGAAGAUUCAGAUGACAGUGAUAGGGAAGAGGAAGAGAAUGUGAAGUCGGUUGUCUUAGAUAAUGAGAAAAAUUCCGACUCGGAUAAGGAAAUAGGUGGAAGUUCAGUUUCAGUUACAGGUGGCGAAUUAACAUAUGGUCCUUCAAGUGGUUGCAAUUCUGAUGAAGAGAAGAGGAGUGUGUCAUUGAACCAAUCUGAAGAUAGUUCUGACGAACAAGUUUUAAGCAAAACAGAAAACCAAGUUGUUCAUGAUGAAGACACGGUUGUGCUAGGAGAUGCAACUGUUUCUAGAACUGAAGGUUUUGAGACUGAGAAAGUGGAAUUAGACAAAGAUGAACCUUCUCUUGCAGGAAAAAAUGUUGAUCAACCAUCCAAUAUUGCAUCCUCAUUGAACGUGAAUGCUUCUGAAUGUAAAAAUGUAGAUGAUUCAUCCACUCCAUUAGCUCUGAAUGAUUCCAUGGUGCUCAAGGAUGCUGCUUUGGAUGUGAAGCCACUGAAUCUGAAUGAGGUCAAUUCAGCUUCCGAAUUAGAGGUAUGUUCCCAUGAGUUAUUUUCUUAUCUGGAUUCAUAUUCAGAUGAGAAUUAUGAAAGAAUGGUGUUUCCAAGUGAAACCAUGUGGUAUCUCACAUUCCUCAUUCGUAUGCAGGUUUUCGGUCUGGAAAGGUUAAAAUCUGAACUGCAAGCCAAUGGGCUGAAAUGUGGAGGGACGCUGAAAGAACGCGCCUCCAGGCUUUUCCUUCUCAAGACUACACCUUUGGAGAAGAUUCCGAAGAAACUGCUAGCAAAGAACUAAAGUGUUUGAUAUCGCGAAGAACUCAUAUGCCCCGUUUGAAACACUUUAGUAAAGGUAUUUUAGUUGACAAUCCCAAUAUGUUAUUGGAACUGUCAAGUACAUUUCUCAAUAUGUAUCGCCCUAAGUUCAAAAAUAUCCUGUUUUUAAAUAUGAUCUUAUCUGAGUGAACCCUAAUUCGGUUGGAGUUUGACCGUUUUGUGUUGUAUAUACUAACAAGACAUAUCGAAUGUGGCUAAAAAUGUUUUUUCCUGAA